Drosophila busckii is the source of this 1604-nucleotide messenger RNA. It is a transcript of the gene Vdup1, whose product is annotated as arrestin domain-containing protein 17. Lineage: Eukaryota; Metazoa; Arthropoda; Insecta; Diptera; Drosophilidae. The coding region runs from base 152 to 1171 and encodes 339 amino acids. Gene Ontology annotation, cellular component: cytoplasm. Gene Ontology annotation, biological process: protein transport. The transcript has 4 exons. The record is from RefSeq and is a predicted model, not a curated record.
UUUCUCCCUCCGCCACCGCAACCUAUGAACAGAUGAGAGAAUUCCAUAAAAAAUAAAAAUAAAUUAGAAAAAGACAUACACAAUAAGCAAAAAAGUUAACAGCUUAUGGGGCAAGGUCAUUUAAAUAAAAGCAAACAACUGGAGAGCUAAUAUGCCGCGCAAGCUGUUGAAAUUUUUGAUUAUUUUCGAUAAUACCUCACUGUUAUAUUUUCCUGGACAAUUUCUAUCCGGUCGGGUGCUUAUUGAGCUACAGGACGAGACACCAGCAUUAGGACUUCACUUUCAUGUCGUGGGAGAAGGAGUGGUACGCGCUGGAGGACGUCAGGAGCGAACAUACGACAAAGAAAACUAUAUAGAUUUUCGUAUGCGUUUACUAGGGGAUGUGGAUCAAGGACCUGCAAUUCUAUCACCUGGUAUACACAGUUUUCCCUUUAAGUUAGGCUUGCCAGUUGGCCUGCCCUCAACAUUUUUGGGCAGCUAUGGUUGGAUACAAUAUUUCUGCACAGCCGCCUUGCGUGAACCCAAGGGACUUACACACAAGAAUCACCAGGUGUUCAUUGUUAUGAAUCCCAUUGAUCUUAAUCUCGAAAAACCCAUAUUGUCGCAACCUUUUACCUGCGAGGUGGAGCACAAACUAGGCGUAGUUGCAUGUGUGGGUGGUGGACAAAUCAAGUGCCGUGUUAUACUAGAUCGCGGUGGCUAUGUGCCUGGUGAAAAUAUACUAGUCACAGCCUUUAUCUCCAAUGCCAGCAACGUAACCGUCAAACGUACCAAGGCGUCACUUACUGAGACCAUUGAGUAUUUGGCACGCGGCAAAACGGUACAAACGGAGAAACGUGCUUUAGCUGUGUUAGUUCGCGGCAAGAUCCGUCCAGGUGGCAAGGAUGAGUGGCACAACGAUAGUUUGUAUGUGCCACCACUGCCACCAACGAAUUUGCAAGGCUGCCAUUUAAUCAAGAUCACAUACGAUGUAUUCUUCGUCAUUGAACCCAAGUCUAUGGAGAAGGAAAUCAAACUGCAACUGCCAAUUGUAUUAGCCACAUAUCCAUUCCGCAAUAGCGCCAACGACGUAUCAAAUACCUGGCCCGAAUCAGUGCUAAAGCCCGACACACAUUAUCCAUCCACUUUGCCCAUAUUUCGGCCUUGGCUUCAUGAGAAACCCAAUGCAUGAUGAAACGUUGCUCUGCAUGGAUUGUUAAAAUAUUUAGAUGCGCCAUACAAUAAUUUAUAUACAUAACUCCAUUAACAUUACGUAAUAACUUUGCAUUAAUGCAAUUGUGUACAUGCAACUAAUGAUGAAUUUGUUCAGACACACACACAUCUACCAUGCAAAUACAUAUACAGCUAUUUAAUUGCCGUUAACAAAUAUUUGACAGCUUUUCAAACUUACCAACGGCUUCAGUCCGCACUCUAUGCUUAUAUCAAUUUGGGAUACAGCAAAUAUUUUGAAAUCACACAGGUUAAGUAUACAAUCCAAUCAUUAUUGCGAUCCGUUUCCCAGCAAACUCUUUGGAAGCACAAAUCUUAAGUAUACAAUUCGAUUUGAUAUACAUGGAACAUUACCAAUUGAACAUUUUUAAAGAGAAUAUCUUACAUAUUUACAA